AAUGUUUUGAACUGCAGAACUCGACCUGGAAGUAAAUAACGUUCACGCGUUGAUUCAUGUGUAUAUCAACAUGUCUUCCAGCGUUGCAUUGAAACGCCCUAGUCUUGGGUCUUUUAAGGCCGUAGAGAGGGUGGACUGGAAGAAAAGGAAGGCAGAAAUACAGGAGACUAAGAAGCAAAGGAAAGAGGCCAAGCUGCUCAAACAAUUAGAAAAGCAGAAACAGCAAGAGGCUGCUGAGAAAGACAAACCUGAACCAAGCCAGACCAAAAAAGGUCGAGCUUACACAGUGAGUCUAGCGCUGCCAGGUUCGAUUCUGGACAACGCUCAGUCUCCUGAACUUCGCACUUACCUCGCGGGACAGAUCGCUCGUGCCUGCGUUGUAUUCUGUGUUGACGAGGUCAUAGUGUUUGAUGAACGAGGGGAAGACAUUAAGAGCGUUGAAGGAGAAUUUAGUGGUAUUGGGAAGAAGGGACAUGGGUGUGUUCAACUUGCCAGAAUACUUCAGUACCUGGAAUGUCCACAGUAUCUGCGCAAGGCUUUCUUCCCAAAGCAUCAAGAUUUACAGUAUGCAGGUUUGCUUAACCCUUUAGACAGUCCUCAUCAUAUGAGGAUAGACGAGGAAUCUGAAUACCGGGAAGGCGUCGUGGUCAACAGGCCUACCAAACAACAAAAAGGUUCAUUUGUCGACUGUGGAAUGAGAAGGGAAGUUCAGAUUGAUAAGCAGUUGCAGCCUGGACUACGAGUUACAGUACAGCUCAGAAAGACACAAAAUCCAGAAAGCAAACUAUAUAAAGGUGUUGUCGUGGCGCCUCAUGUUCCCCGGACUGAAGGUGGUCUUUACUGGGGUUACGGCGUUCGUCUGGCAUCUUGUCUCAGUGCAGUUUUCACAGAAAGCCCGUAUAAAGGAGGAUACGAUCUGACUAUUGGCACAUCAGAGAGAGGCAGCAAUGCGGACCAAGCCACACUGCUGCCAUUCAAACAUCUUUUGGUCAUUUUUGGAGGUCUUCAGGGAUUGGAAGCCAGUUUAGAUGCUGACCAAAAGCUGGAUGUGACUGACCCCAGUGUUUUAUUUGACCUGUACCUCAACACAUGCCCCGGUCAGGGCAGCAGGACCAUUCGUACGGAGGAGGCCAUCUUAAUUUCCAUGGCGAUACUGAGGCCAAAGAUCACAGCUGCCUUUUCAGAUGUUUCCAGUAGCAGUAUUUCACUGAAGAAUUAGUGAUAUAUUAACACAAGUUUAUUUCCCCAAAUCUGGGAUGUAAGAAGAACAGAAGAACAGAUUUAAUUCUCUCCGUUUCUACAUUGAUCAGCAAAUUUUACAUAUUAAACCAUAAAUAUUAUUCACAACUGUUGUGCAUUGUGUCAGUGUGUUUCAUGAAAAACAGUGCAGAGACCAGCGUGGCCAAACAAAUGGUGCCAAACGUCUGUGUUUAAAAUUCUGAACAAAUAAACUUAAAUACAUGUUUGCAUUUUUUUUGAAAACUAAGCUUUUGUUCAACACUGCAAGACUUUCCAACUGUAUUCCAGCUGCAGCUUAUUUUGCAUGUAUUUUACCAUUACAUUAACAUUUCAUGAACUGUCUCGGGUCCCAAGUUUAAACUAUCCUAAAGUCUUUUUUGGCCAGUCUUCAUAUACUCACCCACAGUAAUUGGGUGGAACCAUUCCAUGAACUCUGAUGUUAUCACAUAUAUCAGUGGCAAUGACCAGCCUGUAAUUUGUUGUGUUUUAGCACAACAAAUUAUUGUUCGCUGAUGUUUUAUGUAGCGAAGCUGGAAACAUGAAGACUGUCGAGUUGAUCGAGCUAAUAAUAAAUCCACAAUGUUCAGUAGUCUCUGUGCUCAUAUUGAUGACUCAUGGAUUUUAAGCAACCAUGUUAAAUAUAUCUAAUAAAAAA
Messenger RNA from Archocentrus centrarchus (flier cichlid), 1894 nucleotides. Its product is annotated as putative methyltransferase C9orf114. Gene Ontology annotation, cellular component: spindle pole centrosome; mitotic spindle; kinetochore. Bases 71 to 1219 code for a protein of 382 amino acids. Gene Ontology annotation, molecular function: miRNA binding. The record is from RefSeq and is a predicted model, not a curated record. Lineage: Eukaryota; Metazoa; Chordata; Actinopteri; Cichliformes; Cichlidae. The transcript has 12 exons. Gene Ontology annotation, biological process: miRNA processing; maintenance of centrosome location.